Messenger RNA from Chenopodium quinoa (quinoa), 1606 nucleotides. Its product is annotated as ribosomal RNA-processing protein 8-like. Lineage: Eukaryota; Viridiplantae; Streptophyta; Magnoliopsida; Caryophyllales; Amaranthaceae. The record is from RefSeq and is a predicted model, not a curated record. Bases 335 to 1195 code for a protein of 286 amino acids. The transcript has 10 exons. Gene Ontology annotation, molecular function: methyltransferase activity. Gene Ontology annotation, cellular component: nucleolus.
UUUGGUUUUGUACGUGUGUAGGUAGGAGUGAGUUCGGGUUCUGGCUUUGAGUCAACUGUCAAGUGCCAAGUACCAAGUGCGUAAUUGAUACUCAGUACUCACCCUUGCAGCCACCUUCGCAUCACAACACAAUAACACCAACAGCACCUGCAGCGCACAACCACCUUGCUCCACCGUAUUCACUCGCAGCCCGUAUUUCCACCUCAGGCCAAACGCUGCACAUCUCCAAAGCCCUACACAGUUACACACCGUUUUCUGGUGGCCUUGUGGGAGUUGCGAUCAAAAUUUCCCUUACUCAUUCCACAAGGAGCGAAGGAUUUCGAGAGGUUGAGUAAUGGCGAUAGAGGGAGACACCAGAAAACGUAAGAGAAGAGGUGGAAAGGGUAGAGCCCGCAACAAAUCUCACAAAGAUAACACAAUUACCUCUUCUUCUUUAACCACUGCCACUUCUCAUUCUAAACAAAUAAUCCCAAAUAAAAUCUCUAAUUCUUCUCGGUCUAAUCCUAUUAAAUCCUCUAAUUUUCUUGACAAGAUGAAGGCAAGGUUAUCAGGUGGACAUUUCAGGAUGCUCAACGAAAAGCUCUACACUUGCCCUGGAAAUGAAGCUCUGAAGUUUUUCAAGGAGGACCCUUCUCUGUUCAAUAUGUAUCAUGUAGGAUAUCAAGAACAAAUGUCACAUUGGCCUGAGCUGCCAGUUAACGUGAUCAUCAAAUGGCUGAAGGAUCAUGACCCAUCUUUUAUCGUGGCUGAUUUUGGUUGUGGGGAUGCACGGUUAUCAAAGAAUGUAAAAAAUAAAGUAUAUUCUAUUGAUCUUGUUUCCAGUGAUCCUUCUGUUAUUGCUUGUGACAUGUCCAAGACACCCCUUGAAUCAUCAUCCGUCGAUGUCUCUGUAUUCUGCCUUUCGCUGAUGGGAACUGAUUUCCCUAGUUAUCUUCAGGAAGCACACCGAGUUCUUAAGCCAAGGGGCUGGCUCUUGAUAGCUGAAGUAAAGAGUAGGUUUGAUCCAAACACUGGAGGAGCAGAUCCCAUAAAAUUUUCCAAAGCCAUAUGUGAACUAGGAUUUAUUACUGAAAAAAAGGAUUCCUCAAAUAAGAUGUUCAUCCUGUUUUUCUUCAGGAAAAAGGAUGAGCAACUGAGAGAUGUGAAUGAGAUUGAAUGGCCUGAGCUUAAGCCUUGUCUCUACAAGCGUCGAUGAGCAUUUGGGAAAAGAACAGUUUUGUUUUUAUGGUGGACUAGCAUCUUCUUUGAUUUAAGAGAAUCUUGCAUCAAACAUCUUUAUAACCCAAGGAGUACUUGGAUUAGAGAACACAAUUGCAUUGUUAAAUGGUGAUUAUGGUGGUAUUGCUGAUGAAAUUCGGAAAACAAGUUUUUUGGAGUUUCAGAUAGGGAAUGAAAGUAUGGAACUUAUUCAUUUAGACCUGCUGUCAACUAGAAGUGGUGGCUGUAAUUUGCUGUUAGCCAGGAAGUCCUAAUUGUCACGAGCAGUCCCUCAAUUACGCCAUAGCUAUACUGUUCAUUGUGCAGUUCUUGCCUUUAAACAUUAUGAUAAUUGAACAAGACCAGCAAUGUAAAUUCAAAUGUUAUUUUAUGUAUUUUUGGUUGAUUA